AUGCACUCAAUCUCCCUCCUCGCCACCGCUCUUACCCUCCUCUCUUCCUCCAAUGCCUCCCGCUUACUCGCCCGCGACGACACCUGCUCCGUCAUCCAACAAGUCACAUCCACCUUCUACGGCUACCCCGACAACUCCCCGCCCGGCGCAGGCAUCGCAUACACACAAUGCGGGCGUGACAGCGCCGGCGGAAGCGGCACAUUCUCCGACCCUGUAACUUUUGCCAGCGCAUCCGGCGAAUUCGAUACUUGCGAGGUGAUUUACGCGCCUUAUCUGAAAAAAUACCUGCGUUAUGAGGAUGAAUGCACUCAGUGCGAGAGUGACUGGAACAACGGCGGAACGUGGCAUGUUGAUACGUGGAUUGGAAGUAGUACUGAGGAUGGAGGGCAGGAUCAGAUUGAUUGUGAGGAUCAGUUGACUCCGGAUUCGCAGAGUAUUAUCAGGAAUCCGGCGGAUGAUUUGGAGGUUGACACUACUGAGCUGUAUGACAAUGGCUCUUGCAACACGGGCAACACCUACACCGACUACGAUACUUCGACGUACUGCUCUUCUUAG
This is a messenger RNA of Talaromyces rugulosus, 555 nucleotides long. RefSeq lists its product as uncharacterized. The transcript has 2 exons. Lineage: Eukaryota; Fungi; Ascomycota; Eurotiomycetes; Eurotiales; Trichocomaceae. Bases 1 to 555 code for a protein of 184 amino acids. The record is from RefSeq and is a predicted model, not a curated record.